UAAAUCAGAACCUUGUGAUGAAACUGAGUUUCCUAUUAAAAUAGAACAGGAAUCAGAUGAAGGGUCAAACACUCAGUAUUGAGACCAAUUGAAAACUGGUACAGUUCAUUUCCAAGGUCAUUUAUUGACAGUCUUUCUCCAAAUCUUACAAUAAUUCUAGAGGACUGAAGAUGUUGCUUGUCUGUUCCAGGAGAUGGAAAUACCUGCACCAUCGUCACCAUGGCAACAACACCCUAUGGAUUAAACACAAGAAAAAGGAAGGUACAUAAAAGGAAGAAAUCAAAAUCUGCUAAUAAACCAAACAUAGUGGCCAGGAGGAAAAGAACUGCAGCCUCAAUAUCUAAAGCAAAAACUCAAGCAUUUCUAAUUGCUGAUACAAUGACUGAAUUUGAAAAUGAGAUUCCCACAAAAAUUGGUAAAGGGAAACGAAAAUCUAAAAAAGCCAGGGUUAAACUGAAAAAUACUGAACCAGAGUGUGACAUAAAUGAUAGUGAGGAAUGUGUGCAAUCUGAGGCAAUAGCAGUGAAACAAGAGUAUGGUGAGCAUACCUUAGAUGAUUCAAAUAGCAAUCAACAUUCAGCUGGAGAUAACUUGAGCACCCAGCAUUAUAAACCUAAGACACACACAGAGGCUAAAAGUAAAACAGAUGGUGCUAAAAAGGCAAGGGAGUAUAUGGCUAGAGUGCGUGCAGAUCCAGUAUUGUAUGAGAAGUAUUGUAUGAAGGAACGACAGAGGAAGAAGGAAAGCCGUCGUCAAGAAAGAAACAAAUUAUUAUUACCUGGCAACGAGGAGCUUCUGGCUCAGCAUAGAUUCAAAAUGAGGAUGAGGCAAAAGAGAUCUCGACAAAGAAAUCGAACUAAUGACAAGAAACAAAGAGGAAGACCAAGAAAAGAUCAUUUAAAUGUUCAAAAAUCUGCUUCUGAAGACGAACUACAAAGAAAGACUGACAGUACUGAUAAGACAAUAGAAUAUGAUGAAACAAGUGCUGAAGUCAAAAUAGAGCCUGGUGAAUUGAACGAUAAUAAUGAAACAACUAUUAAAGUAGAACAACAAUGGUCAGAUGAUGGCUCAAACUAGAUAUAGACUCAAAAUUGAGACCAUAACAAUUUGAUAUGUAUGAUGAGACGUUAAAUCAGUCAGUGAAGCAUCUAAAGCAAGUUGCAUAUU
Molecule: messenger RNA, 1167 nt
Organism: Owenia fusiformis
Lineage: Eukaryota; Metazoa; Annelida; Polychaeta; Sabellida; Oweniidae
Source: the annotation of a GenBank genome assembly